CUAUGAUAAGAAAGACAGAAAAUUGACGUGGUGGUUCCAGCUAGCUUAAGUUUUUCCUCCUGGCUAGCCCCAUGAUGUGACCUCCAUAUCUCUCCAGUACUCCCAAUUUUCUUCUCUCCCUCUAGCAGUGCUACCCCCUUCAAUAAUACCUUCCCUUUCUCUGCACUCCCAAAAACCCUUCACGAGAAACACUAGUAUCAUCAUCAUUAUCAUCAUCAUCAGCCAGCCCUUGAGAUGUCUAGUGAUAAAGGGAAAGAACCGGGAGAAGGAUCGUCGUCGAGAUCCGCGACGCAGCCGAGCAGGUACGAGUCUCAGAAGCGCCGGGACUGGAACACCUUUGGCCAGUACUUGAAGAACCAGAGGCCUCCUGUGCCCUUGUCCCACUGCACUUUCAACCACGUCCUCGACUUCCUCCGGUACCUCGACCAGUUCGGGAAGACCAAGGUUCACUUGCAAGGGUGUGGGUUCUUCGGGCAGCCCGAGCCGCCGGGGCCUUGCACCUGCCCCCUCAGGCAGGCCUGGGGCAGCCUCGACGCGCUCAUCGGCAGGCUGAGGGCUGCUUACGAAGAGAACGGAGGGUUGCCGGAGAGCAAUCCUUUUGCUAGCGGAGCGAUACGCGUUUAUCUGCGCGAAGUGAGGGAUUCCCAAGCUAAGGCGAGGGGAAUCCCUUACAAGAAGAAGAAGAAGAAGAGGAAGAACGCCGCCGACGAAGCCGCCUCCAGCUUUCCUAUGCAGUCAUCUUGAUUCUUGAUUGCUUUUGGACUCUCAAAAAUAAUGGUCCCACAAGAUUUUCAGCUCUUGGCAAGUUCAGUUCAUAUUUGGAGCUCUAUUUCUAUUCGAUCGAUGUUGCUAUAAGUACUCCUCUUGAUCUUUUAUCACGUCUUAUUUAUUUUUUUUCGCUAUAAAACGCAUAAAUAGCUCGAGCACAUUUUAUAUUGCAAUUGUAUAUUACUGCGUGAAGUUGAUGAAUACUGAACCGAGAGUUGAAGUGGGUACGUAAGUACGUUCGUUUCUUUCA
This is a messenger RNA of Rhododendron vialii, 1018 nucleotides long. RefSeq names its product protein LIGHT-DEPENDENT SHORT HYPOCOTYLS 10-like. Gene Ontology annotation, biological process: mRNA transcription; response to light stimulus. The record is from RefSeq and is a predicted model, not a curated record. The transcript is spliced from 2 exons. Bases 235 to 744 code for a protein of 169 amino acids. Gene Ontology annotation, cellular component: nucleus. NCBI's taxonomy places the organism in Eukaryota, Viridiplantae, Streptophyta, Magnoliopsida, Ericales, Ericaceae.